AUGGGUGUUACCAAGACAAUUCUUCGAAACGGCAACGGCGUCGACCGGCCUAUCAAAGGGGAUGAAGUGAUAAUCGACUACCGUGGCUGUCUCUACGACCCCAGCCGAUCGACACAAUAUAACAUGGGCAAACAGUUCGAUUCGUCACAAGAUCGAGGAGAGUUCAAGACUCCAAUCGGUAUCGGCAAGGUCAUUCGAGGAUGGGACGAAGGCGUGAUGAACAUGACAGUUGGCGAGAAGUGCAUAUUGACCAUUAGCGGGGACUAUGCAUACGGCGACCGUGGCUUCCCCGGACUAAUACCACCGAACUCUACUCUCGUCUUGUAA
Messenger RNA from Nannizzia gypsea CBS 118893, 327 nucleotides. Its product is annotated as peptidyl-prolyl cis-trans isomerase. Gene Ontology annotation, molecular function: peptidyl-prolyl cis-trans isomerase activity. The transcript is spliced from 5 exons. The record is from RefSeq and is a predicted model, not a curated record. NCBI's taxonomy places the organism in Eukaryota, Fungi, Ascomycota, Eurotiomycetes, Onygenales, Arthrodermataceae. Bases 1 to 327 code for a protein of 108 amino acids.